AUGGAUGAGCUUUUCAAAUCUGUCAUAGCUCAAUCAAAGCAAUAUGAAAGUAAUGAAGAUACUGUUCUUUUGAAUCUAAUAUCUGAAUCAUAUAUGAAUGCUAAUCACUGGAGCACGCGAAGGCAGAUAUUGUCUAUUAUUGCCGACCAAGUGUCGUUUCAAACGAUCCAGAAGUGGAUACCGGGAAUAACUAGGUAUCGUUUUGAUGAAGCAAGAAAACAUAAAGUCUCACAUGGGAGGGGUGCAACAGUUCAGGUUCCUCAACACAGUAGAAUGUACGUGUCUGAUGAUCAGCUUGAUCAUUUCUUGGACUUUAUUACUAGCGGCCAUAUCGUGCAGGAUUUACCGUUUGGCGAAAGAAAACUCAAACUGUCUAACAAUGAAAGUGUUUCCGUUCCAAAUGUUAUUAGAACACUUAUUCCAGAACAAAUCAUACGCCAGUACCAUGCCUACUGUAACGAAGAUGUAUCGGAAAAACUUGGUGACUCUAGUGGGUUGGGUCUGUCUUGGUCAAAASAAAAAAGGGAAAAGCUGAAAUUAGCCAAGCGCUAUCUCAAGGGAGAUUAUAAGGUUCAUGUCUCGAAAAACUCAUCCAUCGCUGACCACUGUACAGUAUAUGCUUUAAGCUGCCCCAAUGAUGACGAUCAUAAGCAAGAUUGUAACCACAGACAUGACGAUAUAUGCKAUAGAUGUCAGCAACUUACCAAGGUUAUAUGCGACAUAGAGCAAGGCUUAGAAAAGGCGGAAUGUACACUUGCCGUCAAAAAGGAACUGUCGUUCAUAAUUUCUGAAGCAAAAAAGAACAUCUACGCCUGGAAAGCUCAUUUGCUUCGGUCAGCAAACCAAGAUCAACGUAGAUUAGACGUCCUGAACAACCUAGACUCAACCUCACUACUGUUGACGAUCGACUGGGCCAUGAAAUACCAACCCAAGAAAUAUCGCGAAAGCCAAAGCGAAUGGUUUGGGAAAAGAGGGAUUCCCUGGCAUAUAACCGUCGUAACUAAGAAGAAUGMAUCCGGCGAAAUGGAGACGCUGACUUUCGUGCAUCUUUUUGAAAGUGUAGCUCAGACAAGUACCACUGUCCUUGCUAUCUUUGAUGACGUUAUCAAGCAACUAAAAGCAGUGAUGCCAGAAAUGCAGAACCUUUACUUAAGACAGGAUAACGCUGGCUGUUAUCACAGCGGGUUAAACAUGAUUGCAGCGAGGUAUGUGGCCAAAGCCAAUGGAAUCAGCCUUGCAAGCAUGGAUUUCUCUGAUCCACAAGGCGGCAAAGGUUGCUGCGACAGGAAAGCAGCAACCAUUAAAUCUCACAUGACCGCCUACCUAAACUCAGGUCAUGAUAUUUCAACAGCCACGGAGAUGGAAAAAGCUAUCAACUCUUUAGGAGGAGUACCUGGCGUAAAUGUUCGUUUGUGUUUGAUGACACAAGAAGAACUCCAAGCGUUAAAAUGGGAUGGAGUGAGCUACGUCAAUAAUCUUCAAUACGAUGACACAAAGGUUAAAGUUUGGAAGGCAUACGGGAUAGGAAAAGGAAAGAGUUUACUUUGGAGUAAGUUUGAUUUUACUGAGGAAGACACGCUGCCAAGUCUAACAUCUACCAGUACCUCAACAGCUGCCUUUGUUACUGUAAAAAAGACGCGACAGGCUCCCAGUGCCGCAAAAGAAAAACAUGACGACAAAACAGAUGAAAGUGAACAGGAAUCAACCAACGCUGCAACAUCUAGUUCUGAAGAUAUCUUCGCUUGUCCCGAUGAAAGCUGUGUAAAGACCUAUCGCCGAUAUUCAUCUCUAGAGAAACACUUAGAUUAUGGAAAACACAAGCAAGCGCUACAAUUUGAAACUCUCUAUGAUCGAGCAAUUCUUCGAUAUGCGUCAAGGUUGGAGUUGUCUCAAAGCGCCAUUCCAAGAAUAGAACGUGAUUUCAACAUUGAGACUGUCAGCGAACCAUCGCUAUCAAUGGGAUGGGCUCUGAAAUCCUCGACUGCUACCAAAAAGAGGUUCUCAGAUAAGCAGCACCGUUACCUAUUGGCUAAGUUUCAGAUUGGCGAGCAAACCGGAAGAAAAUGUAGUCCUGCUGAUGUGGCAGUGGAAAUGAGGAGAGCAAAAGGUGAAGAUGGAGAGCUCUUGUUUGAAAGUAACGAGUACCUUACCACCAAGCAAAUUACUGGGGUAUUUUCUCGCCUUUCUGCAAAACGCUCUUUGAAUGAUGAUGAUGAUGAUGAAAAUGAUGAGAGAAUGAAAGACAGGAAAGAAAUCAGAGAACAAGUGCAAAACGAAAUAUCCGUACAAUCACACCAUCCCAUCGUGUAUGACACUUACGACUUAUGCAGUCUAGUUCAAAAUAACAAACUCAGUUUAAGAUUAUCUGUCAAACUGCUACAAGAAAUUUGUACAAACUUUGGACUUGACAUUUCGCACAUCGAGGUGCAUCGAAAAAAGCCGUACAUUGACUUAUUAGAGCAAUUAGUAAAAGGAUGCACAUGCCACAAGAGAUAAAAGUACUGUGGGACCAGCC
Messenger RNA from Exaiptasia diaphana, 2515 nucleotides. RefSeq lists its product as uncharacterized. Lineage: Eukaryota; Metazoa; Cnidaria; Anthozoa; Actiniaria; Aiptasiidae. The transcript is spliced from 3 exons. Bases 1 to 2496 code for a protein of 831 amino acids. The record is from RefSeq and is a predicted model, not a curated record.